Cyphellophora attinorum is the source of this 3474-nucleotide messenger RNA. Its product is annotated as Nucleoporin NIC96. The transcript has 3 exons. Gene Ontology annotation, biological process: protein import into nucleus; poly(A)+ mRNA export from nucleus. NCBI's taxonomy places the organism in Eukaryota, Fungi, Ascomycota, Eurotiomycetes, Chaetothyriales, Cyphellophoraceae. Gene Ontology annotation, molecular function: structural constituent of nuclear pore. The record is from RefSeq and is a predicted model, not a curated record. The coding region runs from base 1 to 3474 and encodes 1157 amino acids. Gene Ontology annotation, cellular component: nuclear pore.
AUGUCUUUCUUCGGUGGUCAGAGCUCUGGCGCGGGCGCCUCAUCGGGAGGAGGCCUGUUCAACCUCAAUACUACAGUCGGCGGCGGCGUUGAUGCACAAGGCAAACGAAAGUCGGUCUUUGAUGCUGGCAGCUCACAGUCCAACAACCAGCCAGCAGGUGGUCUCUUGGGCAGUACUCCAGCGAGCAGCAGCACUCCCUCGUUAUUCGGCGGUGGCGGCGCAAGCACCUCCAACAAGCCUGCAUCAACACUUGCGCCGUCUGGUGGAGGCCUCUUCGGUGCGAACAACACUACGACAACAAGUGCUCCCGCGGCUGGAGGGCUAUUCGGCACAGCAACAACAAGCACAGCUCCUGCUGGUGGCCUCUUCUCUUCGACAACUACAACAGCACCAAGCGGUGGCCUGUUUGGUACAUCCGCCACCACCGCCGCCCCGUCCGCCUCCAUCUUCGGCAACAAUGCAGCCAAUGCAAGCUCAACACUCGGCAGCUCACUGUUCGGCGCCAAUCCUUCACAGCCAGCACAGAACACUUCCUUCCUCGGAGGCACACAGUCGACCCAGCAGAAUCAAAACGACGCCGCCGCGGCCAACCCGACCCAGACAAGAGAAGGAGCAUAUUUCAACAGCCUAUUAGAGCGUCAGAAGAAGAAGGUCAAGCUGGACUCUAAUGACCCAAACCUCCGACGAAGUCAGCUGCCGAACCUCAAUAUGGACCUAGGAGAUCUUGCUCGGCGCGCACAAGAGCUCGGCAACCGAGGACAGACUACUGAUGGUAGCGAUAGUCGCGCUCACUAUCUACUCGCAGGGUCAGGUGUUGCACCAGGUCAAUCCUCGCGAGGAUUCAAGCCAUUCGAGCAAGAUGCACCUGCUCAAAAUUAUGCUGCCAUGCCUGAUCACGUGUUCGAGACCGAAACAUACAUCCGGAAUCUACAAGCAAAGGGGCGAGAUGCCAUCAUGCGCGAGAACAUGGAGCGGGUCUACAAGGAGGUCGAUGCCUACAUUGAACAGUCCCUAGGCGUCGAUUUUGAAGAGCAGAAAACCCGGAUAAUGAGACACUUUGGUCUACUGAAAGACGACGAGGGCCAGACAGGAGCCAAUCAGUCAUCAGCCUUUGGCCGAAAGAGUGCAGCGGGCGGCGAGAAGACCAGAAGUGUCUUUGGUCGCUCUGGUCUGAACAAGUCCAUCAUUGGGAGUGCUGGCUCCAUCAAUGGCACUUCUGCCUUCUUCCGGGGCACCGUUUCGUCGACCAAGGGAGGCGCCUUGCAGCGAGGUCAGAACGCUCGAGAUCUUCGUGACAAGGAACGGAUGUUUAUUGAGCAGGUCGAACAGUUCAACUCCGCCCGUAUUAGUCGGAACGAGUGUACUGCAUAUCCAAUCAUGGAGAGAUUCGGUCAGGUCGAGGCGAAUGCAGGAGGAGAUUCUCCGCCUCAGCUGGCUGAAGCAUACAGCGCACUUCGUGAGAUAACCAAGGAAGGUGGAUCGGUAACAGAGCGUCAGUAUGCUGCAGCUUACAUACACCAAGCGCGCGGCCCAGAGCUGCCAGAUGCCAUCAGCAAGCAGAUCUUGGACGGUGCUCGCUCACAUCUUGAGAAAUCUUUCUUCCGCGAGGUCGAGAGCAUGAUUGAGAAAAACCCACGUGAAGCUCAACUCGGUGGCCAGCCUACCGUCAUCAACAAGAUCCGAGCAUACAUCCGAGUUCGAGCCGCACGCAGAGAUCUUGCUCCAGAUGGUGCCGAACUGCAGCAAAUUGGUGAUAGUGGUGAAUAUUGCUGGAUCCUGAUUUUCUACCUCAUUCGAGCAGGAUACGUUAAGGAAGCUUCAGAAUAUGUCAACAACGAUCCGGCCUUCAGAUCCACCGACACGCGCUUCGUGUCGUACAUGUCGAGCUAUGCCUCGUCACCAGAUCGAAAGCUGACUAAGAACUUGCAACCGAUGAUUGAUGGCGAGUAUUCACAGCGAGUAAAAUUGGCUCCAAAAGGCACAGUCGAUCCUUAUCGUAUGGCAUGCUACAAAGUGGUUGGCCGAUGCGAUCUCGACUCUCGUAAUCUGGAAAGCAUCGGUCAAGGCAUCGAAGACUGGCUGUGGCUACAAUUUGCGCUGGCUCGACAGCUAUCUCGCAGUGAUGAUCUGGCAGGCACACCAUUUGGACUCGAACAGAUUCAGGAGACCGUCACUGAGAUUGGAGAGAAGCAUUUUCCACGAGGACAAUCAGAUGCUUCGACCGCAUAUGGCACAUUCUUCCUCUUGCAGGUCCUCGCUGGCAUGUUCGAGCAAGCGAUUGACUACCUGCAUGGUUUCAACCCAGUCAGCGCUGUACACUUUGCCAUAGCUCUCGGCUACUAUGGUCUACUGCGACCCGUGGCAGACUUUACAGCUGCGGCGAACGAGCUCUUGUACCGAACCACAACCGAACAAUAUCAAAUCAAUUUCGUCCCUCUCAUUGCAUACUACACAGCCGGCUUCCGAAUAGCCCUUCCAGUCGCUGCGGUGGAUUACCUCUCUCUGAUCUGCCUGAAUGCCGACCUCAAGCCACAUGGCGACGACCAGAUUCGCGCCUGCCACGAAUCACUACGCGAACUCUGCCUCGAGACCCGCGAAUUUGCUCGUCUGCUCGGCGAUAUUCGCAGCGACGGCGCUCGAGUGCCCGGUGCCAUCGAGCAGCGCCGAGCACUGAUCAAGAUCGACAGCAAACAAGAAUUCUUACGCUCCAUCAUCACCCAGUCUGCCGCCGUGGCAGAUCAACGCGGUCAGAUCGCGGACGCUGUCCUGCUUUAUCAUCUUUGCGAAGACUACGACAGCGUCGUUGGCGUCCUUUGCCGCGCAUUGGCGGACGCUGUGUCUCUUGAUCUUGGCGAGUCGCCUAUGCAACUGCAACCAUUGAAGCCACGGAGCGAUCAGGAGUCUGCCACACUCAGCCCGCAGUCGUCAGGCCCAACAUCUUCUCUGUCGCUUACCCAGUCCACCACGUCACCGAUCGAGCUCGCAAAGAACAUGGCUGCCCUGUACAACAAGACCGAGGCCUACUUCGGCAAGAUCUCCCACGCGAAUCGGGAGACCUGUGGUGGCCUCCUGCGACUAGCCGCCAUCCGCACACACCUCGAGGCUGAUCCACCGAGAUACAUGCCUGCCCUUCAAGAACUCAACGAGCUGGACGUCCUGCCCCUGGAAGCCAAAGGCUCGAUCCCAAAGAUCAGAAGCGCUGCAUCUAUGUUCGGCGCUAUGCCCCCCUUACUGGCGCGCUGUAUCGGCGUGGCGGUCGUGUGGGCGGUCAAGGCGAUUGGCGGUGAACGAGAGCGUAUUGUGCGGCAGGGGAGUUGGGAUGCUGGAUAUGGCAAUGAAGGAGAUGGGGUCAAGGAGCAGUUGGGCUCGAUGGCCAAGGAUUUGAUGGUCUUUGCUGGCUUGGUCAAAUACAAGUUGCCAAGCAGGGUCUACGAUAUGCUCACCAAGGCUGGAGGGGAUGUUGGUGGAUAUUGA